AUGGGCGCGUUUUCCCACCUCCUCACCGACGCAAACCUCGACGGCCACUGGUCGCCAGUCACAGCGUCGAUUGACUGGUGCGAGAUCAACUAUGCCGUGUCCUUCUACAUUGCAGAGUUUCUCCAGAUUAACACCCUCACCAAUGUCCCCGGCAUGCUUGGCGGCCUGUACGGCGCGUAUGCGACGUACAACUCUGGAGUCCCCCUCCGCUACGCACUCAUCUACCUGGGCCACGCACUCAUCAGUAUCGGCAGCUUUGGCUUCCACGCAAGUCUAAGAUGGGAGUGGCAGCUGAUGGACGAGCUUCCCAUGAUCUACGUCGUUUCGUACGCUUCAUACCUCGUCGUCGACACUCUCCCAGGCUUUGAGCACCGCUUUGGCAUUGCGGGUCCUCUGGCUGUGGUUGCGUGGUGCAUCUUCGUCUCAGUGUCCUACGUCUGCCUGCCCAACCCCGUCUACCACCAGGUCGCCUUUGCGUGCAUCAUGCUCUUCUCAAUUGUCCGCGCCGUCUGGCUCUCGUACCAGAUCCCGCGCGAACGCCGUACCAAGAUCUGCCGCACGCUGCUGCUCGGCGUCGGCGUCUUCGUCAUGGGCUUUGCUGUGUGGAACCUGGACAACUUCUUCUGCACCCACAUCCGCGAGGUGCGCGACUGGCUGACGGACCACGGUCUCCACCACCUGGGCCACUUGACACAGGGCCACGGCUACUGGCACCUCAUGACCAGCUAUGGCGCGCUCCUCAUCUUCACCGCAUGCGUUGAGCUCUGCCUGUCGGUCAAGACCAACCCGUACGCAUACGACUAUGACGCGUCCGCGUGGCUCCCGCUUGUCCGCCCUGUCAAGUCCAAGGUCAAGGACGAGGACUAUGGCAAUGGCACUGCCUCGUCCAAGGUCAACGGCAACGGCCACAUUAACGGUGCCGCUAAUGGACACUAG
Molecule: messenger RNA, 936 nt
Organism: Apiotrichum porosum
Lineage: Eukaryota; Fungi; Basidiomycota; Tremellomycetes; Trichosporonales; Trichosporonaceae
Exons: 7
Coding region: 1-936 (311 amino acids)
Biological process (GO): ceramide catabolic process; ceramide biosynthetic process
Cellular component (GO): endoplasmic reticulum membrane
Source: RefSeq, a predicted model, not a curated record